This is a messenger RNA of Aspergillus niger, 1752 nucleotides long. RefSeq lists its product as uncharacterized. Bases 1 to 1752 code for a protein of 583 amino acids. The record is from RefSeq and is a predicted model, not a curated record. NCBI's taxonomy places the organism in Eukaryota, Fungi, Ascomycota, Eurotiomycetes, Eurotiales, Aspergillaceae. The transcript has a single exon.
AUGCAUUUUUCUCAUUCUUCUCUUCUUCUCGGGGCAAUAUGCGCAUGGGGCCUUGCCAGCCCUUUGCCCUCAAGUACAAGUCCUACGGUGCAUCUCCCUGAUUCCAAUGUCUGGUUCAAGGAAACGGCAGGCAACUUGACCGAAUCCUUCCUCAAUAUCCGCUUUGGUGAAGACACGAGCGGGAGCAACCGCUUUGCUCCUCCGAAACCAUACAACUAUCCCUCCGGCUCCGUGGUGAAUGCCACCCAGUCCGGCGCAGCUUGUCCUCAGCAAAAGGACCCUAUUCCUGACUUUCCCAUCUUCGACAAUGUCACUUCCAUCUCUGAGGACUGUCUGACGCUGCGCGUUGAUCGGCCACUUAACACGUCUUCCUCGGACCGUCUACCAGUCCUCGUCUGGAUCUACGGCGGCGGCGACACCAUCGGCCAAAUCUAUGACUCUGCCUAUGAUCCAAGCCUUUUGGUCUACGGAGCUGCCCAGAAAGAUGUUCCCGUUAUCUACGUGGCUAUGAACUACCGUCUCGGUAUCUUCGGAUUUGCCUCAUCCCCCGCCUUGAACGAUUCCGACUCCCUGAAUGCCGGUCUGCUGGACCAGCGCUUAGCCCUAUGGUGGAUCCAAGACAAUAUUGCAGCCUUCGGCGGUGAUCCAGACCAGGUCACCAUCUUCGGCGAAAGUGAUGGUGCAACAAGCGUCGGACUUCAUAUCACUGCCUAUGGCGGCAAAGAGUCCAAAGUGCCCUUCUAUCGCGCAAUUAUGGAAUCAGGCGGCGCCACUGCCGACUCCGGAACGGCCAGCAACAAGUCAGGCGAGCACACAGCUACCCUAACCAGCCUGGUCAACUGCACUGCGUCCUCCAGCCAGGAGGAGCUCGAGUGUCUUCGUCGUCUCCCCAUGAAGACCCUCCUCAACACAGCGUACGCCUACGAGCUCACUCUCAACUCCAUGGGCGGCAUGGGCGUUUUCAUCCCCGCAGCCCCCUCACCCUUCAUCCCCGAUGCUCCGUCGAAACUCCUCCGAACUGGCCAAUUCUCCCGCAACAUCGACCUCAUCUCCGGUUGGUGCGAGACUGAUGGCUCAUUCUUCACUACCACAACUCUGAACUCCUCAUCCGACAUCGCCGCCUUCCUCCAGGACAGCUACCCCAACCUCUCCAACGCCUCUAUCGCCAAAGCCCUGGACCUCUACCCCGUGUCAGAAUUCUCCCCGGACCCAUCCGGAAACAUCUCCGCGCAGUACUUCCGUGCUAGCCAGAUGCACCGUGACCUCGACUUUACUUGUCCCAGUCUCUUGACUGUCCAGACGAACGUCAAGUACGCCACUGACAAAUCCAAGGUUACUAACUACCUCUACGCACUCAACCAAACGGCCUUUGCAGAGGUCUUUGAGUACUUGGGCAUGACGUACUACGGUGUUCCGCACUUUAGUGAUAUUAUGUAUCUUUUUAACUCUGUUACGAACGGCUUGUUCAAGGAUGUAUCGACAGCGUCGGAUCGGAAGCUAGCGUCUGAGAUGGGUGCCAGCUGGGCUUCGUUUGCCUACUAUGGUAAUCCAAGCCGUGCUAGGGGUAGUGUUAAGGGAUGGGAGCAAGCGUAUGCGGCGAAUGCUAGUUCCACGACGCCUGAGUUGCAGGUCUUGGGUGGGCCGAAGAUGAGGUUCACGGGUAGUGGGAAGGGAGCUGCGUAUGAUGAGGAUUUGGUGAAGAGGUGCGCGUUUUGGAAUGAUCCGGUUGUGGCGAGUGAGUUGGGGGUGUAG